UUGUACGACUUCGAAUCCAUCAUCGUCGAUAAUUUUCUCUGGUUUUGGCUGCUUUGGUUGGGCCGGUUGGGCUGGUUGAGUGUCUUGCAUGUGUUCAUCCUCGCCAUCGCUCUCAUCACUGUAAUAAGGAAUUUCCUCAUCCUCACCGCGAGUGAAACCUGAAACCUUCUUGUUCUUCUCUUUCUCGUAUUUUCCAUAUAACUCAUUACUGUAGGACAUAUCACCUACAACAGCUUCUGCCCAGGCUUUGCGUAAUUGUCCAGCGAUAUCUCUCGGGCUGCCAUCCUCAAGAUGUGCACCAAACUCAUCGAAGAAAGCCUGACUGAGUAUUUCCUCGGUGUCUAUAUAAUCUAAUCCACCUAUACUACCAUUUUGAUUGUUUGGUGGACGCUCCUCGUACAUAUCAACUACUACACCAAUCAACCAGAUCCUUUUAGCUUCAGAUUCUGGACCACCCCAGCUCUCAGCAACAGCCAUUUUGAGUGCAUGCCAUAAAUGUAGUAUACUUAUCGUCGAGCGUGCAAAUAUUCUCGUGUAGUCUGUCGGAUCUGCAAAAUUGUACAUGACGUGCGAAAACGACGAUGGUUGGGCUCUCUGCGAUAGCAAAAAGGAAAUUAGAGAGAACUAGGAGUGCGGAAGCGACGACGAGUAGUAUACAGGAUGAUGUUGACGCAGAGGAUAUAGCGAUAAAUGCCUUCUUUGUUGAUUCUGCUAUAGUAGAAGAGCAGCAGGAUAUUGAGAGUAGAAGCGAUACACCAAGGAAAACUAGAAAAAAAUCUAAAGCUACAUCCUCUACGACUAAACUUGGUGAUAAAAGUGGUAGUGAUUCCACUGAGGAUGUCACACAGAGACGGAAACGCAAGCAGAAAGCCCAGCAUUAUGACUACAAUUGCGUUUCUAACUUUGGUACCUCAGAGAGUACGACUUUGUUUGACAGUGAAUCUAUAUAUCUCGGUUUCGACAAUCACGCUAGUCUCAUCUUGGCCGGCAAGUUUCGACUUCAGGUUUUGAAAGGCUCACUUGAUAUAUUUGGGACUACAAUAAAUGCAUCAGAGGUCGUACAUAGCGUUUAUGCACCUACUUGCUAUCCACUCCCGACGCUUUCUGCUGGUACUGACAAUCCUACCACCCUUGAGGGCGUUCCACCUGCACUGGCACACAACAAUGCUGUCGUUAGACUCUCAGAACUCAAGGAUGGCUUGGAGACACUCGGUAAUGCUCUCCCAGAUUUCAAGAACACAUUUGAGGCACCAUACGAAGGUAGCUACGAAGGCUGGAACGCCGUCAAGGGUCUCUAUCCGAUUCUAGAAUCGACAUCAAACGUCUACGCUUACCUUCUCCCACCAUCCUGGACCAGUGCUGCCAAUAUUGCUCGCGAGAAUUCAUUCCGUUCGGCUGAGCCUUAUAUAGCUAUAGUGAAAGGAUGGAAGAACACAGGCAAGAGUGCUUUCUCGAGGUUACUAUCUAAUACACUCAAAAAUUCCCACAAGAAGGUAGCAUACCUCGAGUGCGACAUUGGUCAGUCGGAAUUCAUGCCAUCUGGCUGUGUUUCUCUGCACCUUCUGGAUGAAUAUUUGCUAGGCCCUGCAUUUACUCACCCGCGUAUACCCGCAAAAGCGCACUUUAUUGGUGAUGUGUCACCCGUAAAUGACCCAUCUAACUAUGUAGAUGCGAUCAAGGACCUUAUCGAGCAUUAUCAUAGUCAUAUUGCUCAUUCACUCAGCGAAGAUGGCGAUUAUACCCCGAUUCCGCUUGUUAUCAACACACAAGGAUGGAUAAAAGGACUUGGAGCAGAAUUGCUUGAGGGUAUACUCGCAGCUGCAGGCACGUACAACCUUGUGGAGAUGUCAGCAUUCGUCGAACAACCAUCUGAAGAAGAUAACGAGCGUAAAGAUGAUGAGUCGACUAUCAAGAUAGAUGCAAUUGCAACAGCUGAGAAUCCCAUGUUGAACAGAUACCAUUCAGCUGACUAUAGAAACCUGAUGAUGUCGACCUAUUUCCAUUCCAAGAUCCAAGAGAAUAAUCUUAGUUGGGAUUUCAGCUUGCCGUUGACGCAUAUGGUUCCACUCUGCGUUGACUACUGUGAUGAUCUGUCGUAUGUUUCUAUCAUCGAUGGCGAAGAUGUCGCUCUGAAACACACAUUAAUGGCGUUGAAUGCCACCGUUGUCGCACUCGUCGAAGGCGGCGAGAAUGUAGAUAACAAUGGGGAGCUACUUCGACGAGAUGAUCUGACAACUUUCAAACAAUCAAGGGUUUUGGGAUAUGGUCUCAUACGUGCAAUCGACAGUAAUGCCAAUCAAUUACAAAUAUUAACACCACUAGAUGUCACAUUAUGUCGCCGCGUGAACGUCCUAAUGAAAGGUAAGGUCGAUUUGCCAGUAUGCAGCCUUAUCGACUGGACCGACCGCGAUAUCGACUACGCGAAUGUCCCCUACAUCACAAAUGAAGUCGCGGUGGGUGAGGGUGCUCAAAAGCGCAAAGUGCGAAAGGAUAUACAACGGAAAGCUGCUAAUAACUAAUAAUACAUGCAUGAACUUAAUACUUAUAACGUGUCGAGUAGUCUUUAGGCGAUACAACUAGACCACGUCCUUUAGAGGCGCCCCUGUAGACUGUCUCUAUUAUGUCUAUCAUUUCUUGCUUACUAUCCAUCGGCCAAUUUAUCUUGUUAUUGUUACCGGUUCCAAGAUCGAUCAUAAUGUGUUUGUUUCUGUAGAAGAACAUGACUGUUACAUCGUCGUAGAGUUCAUACAUUUUAUUAAAAUCCGGUACGAGUGUGUUAUCGCAGAGGUAAAUCACACCAAAGUUUGCAACUCUCUCAGAAAUAUUAUAGAGUGUCUCGUCCAUGACCAUACAAUCAGGGUUUGAGUCCUUACCGAAGCGUAUGACGACCACUCUGUCGUCUUCUGAUAGUAUCG
Wallemia mellicola CBS 633.66 is the source of this 2915-nucleotide messenger RNA. RefSeq lists its product as hypothetical. Gene Ontology annotation, molecular function: polynucleotide 5'-hydroxyl-kinase activity. Gene Ontology annotation, biological process: cleavage in ITS2 between 5.8S rRNA and LSU-rRNA of tricistronic rRNA transcript (SSU-rRNA, 5.8S rRNA, LSU-rRNA). The transcript has 4 exons. NCBI's taxonomy places the organism in Eukaryota, Fungi, Basidiomycota, Wallemiomycetes, Wallemiales, Wallemiaceae. Bases 582 to 2519 code for a protein of 645 amino acids. Gene Ontology annotation, cellular component: nucleus. The record is from RefSeq and is a predicted model, not a curated record.